AUGGAAGACAUCUUGUUUUACACAUCCCUCACUCUUAUCUUCAUCCUAUUUACCUUCAAGUUCUUGGUCCAACCAAACCGACGUCGUUACAAAAAGCUUCCACCAAGCCCACCUUCACUUCCAAUCCUUGGCCAUCUCCACCUCCUAAAACCCCCAGUCCACCGAACCUUCCACCGCCUCUCCCAAAAAUACGGUCCCGUUUUCUCGCUCUGGUUCGGCUCACGCCGCGUGGUCAUAGUCUCCUCCCCGUCCGCAGUCGAAGAAUGCUUCACCAAAAACGACAUCGUUUUAGCCAACCGCCCUCGCUUGCUCUUGGGCAAGCACUUAGCCUACAACCACACCACAGUCGCCGCCGCCCCUUACGGAGACCACUGGCGCAACCUCCGCCGCAUUGGCGCCACCGAGAUCUUCUCCACCGCCCGACUCCAGACGUUCUCCGAAAUCAGAAAGAAUGAAGUCAAACACUUAUUACUUAAACUCUCACAAAACGCAAGUGACGGUUUUGCAAAGGUGGAGCUCAAGUCCAUGUUCAAUGAGCUCACGUUUAACAUCAUAAUGACAAUGGUGGCGGGUAAGAGGUACUACGGCGAAGACGUGUCGGUCGACAAAGAAGAGGCCAAGCAGUUCAGGCAGAUUAUGAGCGAUGCGUUCUCUUAUGGCGGCGCAGCGAACCCAGCUGACUUUUUGCCGAUUUUGAAUUGGGUUGGGAGCGGUGGAUAUGAGAAGAAGGUGAAGACCUUGGCUAAGAGGACAGAUGAGUUCUUGCAGGCUCUGAUUGAUGAGCACAAGAGUAAGGGUAAAAAUGGUACUACAAUGAUUGACCAUCUUCUUUCCCUGCAAGAGUCGCAGCCUGAAUAUUACACCAACCAAAUCAUCAAGGGCCUUAUUCUGGUAAUGUUACUAGCGGGUACUGAUACAUCGGCAGUGACACUGGAAUGGGCCAUGUCCAAUCUACUUAACAAUCCGCACGUGUUAAAAAAGGCUAGAGUUGAGCUAGAUGCUCAACUAGGCCAAGAAAACCUAGUGGAUGAACCAGACAUCUCUAAACUACCCUACCUCCAAAGUAUCAUCUCAGAGACCCUCCGUUUAUGCCCAGCAGCUCCAUUGCUAGUACCUCAUUUGUCGUCCGAUGACUGUACUAUUGGAGGAUUCGAUGUGCCACGUGACACAAUGAUAUUGAUCAAUGCAUGGGCUCUGCAUAGAGAUCCUCAACUGUGGGAUGAUCCUGAAAGUUUCAUGCCUGAGAGGUUUGAAAGUGGUGGCGAUUUGUCCCACAAACUCAUUCCGUUUGGGCUUGGAAGAAGGGCUUGCCCUGGAAUAGGUCUGGCCCAACGUGUGGUGGGCUUGACGUUGGGGUCACUAAUUCAAUGCUUUGAGUGGGAGAGAAUCGGUAAGGAGGAGAUUGCCAUGGCUGAAGGUAAAGGACUCACCAUGCCUAAAGUUGUUCCACUGGAGGCUAUGUGUAGAGCACGCUCAGUUAUGACUAAGGUGCUAUCUUGA
This is a messenger RNA of Prunus armeniaca (apricot), 1500 nucleotides long. NCBI's taxonomy places the organism in Eukaryota, Viridiplantae, Streptophyta, Magnoliopsida, Rosales, Rosaceae. The record is from the annotation of a GenBank genome assembly.